Megalopta genalis is the source of this 3280-nucleotide messenger RNA. RefSeq lists its product as uncharacterized. NCBI's taxonomy places the organism in Eukaryota, Metazoa, Arthropoda, Insecta, Hymenoptera, Halictidae. The record is from RefSeq and is a predicted model, not a curated record. Gene Ontology annotation, molecular function: protein dimerization activity.
ACAGGGAAACUUUAACCCUCGGAAGACCGACCCCGACGCAGCCACGUGCAGGGCAUAUGCUGGAUCAAUUGUUAACAUUUAUACAAAGAUUUUACUGUUUUUAUUUAUUACAAAUUUUGCAAUAUUACAAAUAUAAUGUAACUGACUAUUGUGUAUUUUUCCUGAAUAUACAUAUAAACAUAUUCAAGUGGCAGGGAGUGAGAAAUAUCGCUCACACGAUCUGCUACUACUUACAGUGAUACAACUCUUGCACUAUCGUGUUAGCGUGAUCAAAAAGUUGCAUUUUUGUACACAAAAGUAUAAAUUAAUAUUUCAUAGGCAGAAAACGUCGGCAACAGAUUCUCGCUAUUGUGACUGAAGAAUAUAAAUAGUUACAAAAUAAAACUAUUUUCCGAGCAGAACAGGAAUUUGCUACUGUUUCUUGCUGCUCACGAAAUAUUACCUUAAAACAAAAUGGUAAGAAGUAUGCACUAGUGCCGCAAACUACAAUCUCAACAUCGAUCUAAGAAAACAUCAAUUCCUUGAUUAAUCGAUAUCUUAAAACAUCGAGUGAAAACAACAGUAUAAAGCAUCGAUUACAUCUAAGAAUCGAUGCAACAUCGUUCAUCACUACUGGCAACUAGUGUGACCAUUUGCCUGCACAUAAAACAUCCCUCGCGUCCGAACGUCCUCGAAAUCCUUUACAAACCUCCUACUGUGGACGCUCCUGUGUUGUAGGCAAAUGGUCACACUACUGGCAAUUCUGGUACGAAUACACAUCGACGUCCCCACUCGCAACUGCGCCUGCGCAGCUUCAUCUACCGCGCCUGCCAUCUGCACAUGUGCAUCUCUCUUUACUUUUCCCAGUAACGGCAACAGUAACCAACGGUAACGGUCAUCAGUGUAGCGUCAUUCUUUGGUUAUAAGUCAUUUUCUUUCUGUACUUCUCAUUGUUCGGCGUGUAUUUGAUCUUGUGUUUUCUUUCUGAUUCCUCGGAAGUUAUUUUUGUCUAUCUUAACAUGAAGUAUGGAUUCAUGUCCAGAGGGUGCAAAUUCAAGUACAAGUACUUCUUGUACUAGUAUGACUCCUCCUCCUACCAAGUGGAAGAGAGAACAUUGCAAAGUACAGUUCCAAGAUGAGUGGCUUCAAGAGCCAGAAUUUAAAGUGUGGCUUGAAAAAUGUGCGAACACUAGAAAAGCAAAAUGUGCACUGUGUAAAAAAGUUCUAUCAGCACAUAGAGGCAACCUAUUAAGGCACAGAAAUUCAGAAAGACAUUGUCGAUACGAAGAAAUUACAAAGCACUUAAUUUCAACAGAAGGGUAUAAUGUGGAUGGUGGAUAUAAAAAUAAAAAAGUAUUGGCCAGAAUAGCAGAAAUGAGACUAUGUAUGAACAUAAUUGAGCAUAACCGUAGCUUUAAUUCGUUCAAUCAUUUCAUAGAUAUGUUAUAUGCAUGUUUUCCGGAUUCAGAAAUUUUAACAGAGGUUUCCCUAAGAAGGACUAAAAUAUAUGCUAUUAUAACAAAUGUACUGAAUCAAGCAAUAAUUGAGAAACACAUAAAAAUUUUAGUAAAUAAAUUCUUCUCUACUCUUGUGGAUGAGAGCACAGAUGUUUCCAAUGAUAAAAACCUGUGUAUUUUAGUCCGUUAUGUCGAUGAAGGUGCAAUUGUAACAUAUUUAUUAGAUUACAUCAAGAUCUCAAAAAGCAAUGCAGAAAACCUAUACAAAUGUUUCAUAUAUGCGUUACAAAAAAACAACUUAGACAUUGCAAAUCUAGUGGGUGUAUGCAUAGAUAACGCUAAUGUAAUGUUGGAGAAACACAAUUCCUUUGUUUCAAGGAUUUUAGCCAAAAACAGUGAAGUUGUAAUAGUUCCAUGUACGUGCCACUGCAUGCAUUUGAUUGCAUACAGUGCAACGAAAUGUUUGCCAACAGAAAUUGUCAGUGUUAUCUAUAAAAUAUAUAAUUAUUUCUCCAGAAGUCCCAAGAGGCAAAAUAUGUGGAAUGAAACUUUCAAAAUUUUUAAUAUUGGAGAGAGAAAAAUAAUUCAACCCAGUCCAACCCGGUGGUUGAUGUUGAGAAAGUCAAUAAAUAUCAUUUUAAUGCAGUUCCCAGCGUUAGUACAAUUUUUCUUGGACGCUUUCGUGACAGAUAACACGGAAUCAGUUACCUACGUUUUUAAAAUAUUAAAUAACAGAUUAACAAAAGUAUAUUUAGAAUUUUUAAAGUAUAUACUUGGAGUAAUGAAUAAGUAUAAUCUCCUCUUCCAAAGCAAUGAUGUAAUGAUACAUCUUUUAUCCCAUAAGCUAAAUAAGUUUUUAAAAUUUUUAGGAUCAUCAUUUUUGACGUACGAGUGCAUUAAUACAGCACAACAUUUACAUGCUAUUGAUAUUUAUGACAAUAAGAACUUAAUGCCUGUCGAAGAAAUACUUCUUCAUGCAGAUGCUGAAGCAGCGAUGGAGGAAGUCAAGAGUACCAAUGAUGUAAGCGAUGAUGACAUGAAACAAUUUUAUCAAAAUAUACAAAAAUUUUAUCAAACUGCAUAUGAAGCUGCAACUGCAAGACUGCCCUUCGAUGAAGAAUUUUUAAAUGCUUUAGACUUUCUAAAUCCUACAGUUACAUUAGAUAUUCGCAUGCACAAAGACCAAUUGAAUCAUAUUUUGCAAAAAUUUCCUUCGAAAUUCGAUAACCAUAAUGUACAUUUAGAAUGGCGUGAAAUUGCUGUAUAUUUUGAACCCAACGAGACAAUUGAAAUUGCAAAAUUAAACAUUUGUGACUUCUGGAAGAAAAUAAGUCAAAUUAAAAAUCCACUAGGUCAAUGUAGAUUCCCCAACAUUAUGAAAGUCGUACAGUUAUGCUUAGCGUUACCCCACUCUAAUGCUGAAGUUGAGAGAUUUUUCUCCAUGAUAAGCAAAAUAAAAACUGAUAAGAGAAAUAAGUUAAGAUGUAAAACGAUAAGUUCAUUAACUAGACUGAAAUUAGAUUUAAAGAGUACAAAAAAAACGUGUGCUAACUGGCAACCGUCGAAAAGGGCAUUACAGUUAUGUAAUGAUGAUGACAUGUACAAAAAGGAAACGAUACCACAACAUUUAACUGGUAUCAUUUUACCAGAUGAAGAGGAGACUGAGUCGGAUACGGAUACAGAUAGAAAUAAUAGUGAAACCCACAUUACAAAUCAUAUUUUCACUCUGCAAAAGGAGAUCACCAAAAAUUAGCUAGGUAUCAAUAAAUCAUAAAAAAUUAAAUUUUAUGCAUUUUGUAACCAUCACAAAACGUACAGAAUAAACAUUUGUGAUCUGAAACAUA